Molecule: messenger RNA, 10457 nt
Organism: Mobula hypostoma (lesser devil ray)
Lineage: Eukaryota; Metazoa; Chordata; Chondrichthyes; Myliobatiformes; Myliobatidae
Gene: zbtb43
Product: zinc finger and BTB domain containing 43
Exons: 2
Coding region: 2911-4332 (473 amino acids)
Biological process (GO): regulation of transcription by RNA polymerase II
Molecular function (GO): RNA polymerase II cis-regulatory region sequence-specific DNA binding; protein binding; DNA-binding transcription factor activity, RNA polymerase II-specific
Source: RefSeq, a predicted model, not a curated record
CCACAGCACUGAUGUUGUCCAAGGGAAGGGCAUUAGGACUCAUACAGCUUGGCACCAGUUUCGUCGCAGAGCAAUGUGUGAUUAAGUGUCUUGCUCAAAGACACAACACGCUGCCUCGGCUGGGGCUCAAACUCAUGACCUUGAGAUCAUUAGUUGAAUGCCUUAACCAUAUGGCCACGUGGCCUCUCUGCUCUUUAACUUAGCACCUAACUCCCUGAACUCUCCCUACCCAUGUCAUUGGUAGCUACAUGGACCACGACCUCAAGCUGUUCAUGCUCCCCUUAAGAAUGCUGAGGACUCAAUCCAAGAUGUCCCAGACCCUGGCACCCAGGAGGCAAUAUAUCAUCCAGGAUUCUCAUUCUCAUCCACAGAACCUCCUUUCUAUUCCCCUAAUGAACGAAUCUCCUACUGGCACUGCUCGCCUCUUCUCCUCCCUUCCGUUAAGUCACAGAGCCAGACACAAUGCCAGAGAUCUACCACUGUGACUUUCCUCUGCUCGGUCAAUCCGCCCCCCGCAACAGUAUCCAAAAUGGUAUACCUGUUGUUGAGGGGGAUGGCCACGGGGGUACCCUCCACUGUUUGUUUACCCUCUUUCCCCUUUCUCAAUGUCACCCAGUUUCCUGUGUCCUGCACCUUGGGCGUAACUACCUCGCUAAAUGUCCUGUCUAUCAUCCCUCAGCCUCCCGAAUGAUCCAGAGAUCAGCCAGCUCCAGCUCCAAUUUAUCAACGCGGAGUAUUAGAAGCUGCAGCUGUAUUCAACUAUCCUGCCUGACAUCACUGCUGAUCUAACAGAGCAAAUAUAAAGAAGGAAAAUCAAUAAAUAAACUGUGUGUGUGUGUGUGUGUGUGUGUGUGUGUGUGUGUGUGUUGGGGGGGGGGGUAAAUCUACCUUCAGCUUUUCAUUUUCUUUGACUAAAGCCCCAAACUCCACAGUCUAAUUCUGUCCACUCCAACAAUGGCCCCUCCGCUUGCCGCUGCCUUAUUUUAAUUUGUUCUUGCAAAUCGAUCCUGAACGCUGAUAGGCCAAUGUUCAAAACACCAAACUGCCAUGAGUUGCUGUCUUUUCUCCUUAAUUUGUGAACCUGAGUGAAUUACGUCUUCCCACGCUUCCGAUCUCUGAUUGGCUGCUGCUCAAUACACCAAACUGCAGUGAGUCAAUGCCUUUUCUACUCAAUCAGCGUACCUGAGUGAGCUACGUCUUCUCACGCUUCUGAUCUCCAAUGGGCCACUGCUCAUUGACUUGUAUGCAUUUAUUUUUUUUAUUAUUUCGAGAUACAGCACGGUAACAGGCGCUUCCAGCCCAACAAACCCAUGCCACCAAAUUACACACAUUGACCUACUGUCCCGUAAGUCUUUGGACUGUGGGAGGAAUCCGGAGCACCCAGAGGAAACCCAUGCGGUCACAGGGCGAAUGUACAAACUCCUGACAACAGCCGGAAUCGAACCCAGAUCACUGGCGCUAUAAUAUCUAUGCUAACCACAAUGCUACUGUGCCAACUUCUUCAUGACGUGAAAUUUGUUGUUUUGUGGCAGCAAGUACAGUGCAAAGACAUCAAAAUUACUGCAAAUAAAUAAUGCAAGAAAAUGAAAAACCUUUAUGGGUUCAUGGAAAUCUGAUCAUGGAGGAGAAGAUGGCACCGGCGAACAGCGCUACCACAGGCGACAUCCUCCAGAUGGUCCACAAAACUUUCUUUCACUUCUUUUACAUCUUUUUCUUUCCUUUGUGGCACUGGUACUGUUGGAGCCUGUGAUCUACAAUUUCAUUAGGUGUUUUUGGGCCAAUUGAGUGAUCUAGUGCUUUGCUGUCUGUGAGAAGGUUCCAGCAGGCUUGUGGCCAAUAAGCUUAGAGAUGGGGCACGAGCCCAUGAUCAACUCCAUUUCUCGCUGAUUAAAGCAUAGAGGAAGAUUGAAAGCAUAGAGGCAAGAGUGGAAGGCAAGCGGGUGUUCAACGCCUUUUACCAGCUUUUAGCUCACUGCUGCCGGGGGAAGGUGUCUCUUUCCCUCUUGCACACUGCUCCCGAGGGAAGGUUCCUGUGUUUGAAUGGUCUCUCUCCCUCGAUGCUGGCAGAGGAUGGUAUCUGCAGCUGUGGACUGGACUGGAGCUCCUGGUCACUACUUUUUCUGUUGCUAUUUUGGGUGACUUUGAAUCAGGGCAGCCUGGAGAUAGUAAACACUAAGCUGAACUGAAAACGGACUCUUUUGAUUGUGUGUUUGAUUCUGUGUUUUCACUUGUUCUUUCUUGUUGCUGUUUGCACAAUUUGGUUUUUGUGUUGGGGGGGGAAUUGAUGUUCUUCUUGCCAGUUACGCAUUUUCUUUUCUUGCACGUUGGGGGAGGUUGAUGUUUUUCUCUGAUAGGUCCUGUGGUUUUCUGUUUCGUGGCUGUCUUUGUAGAAGACCAAUAUCAGGGUUGAAUACUGCAUUGUACUUUGAAUCCUUUGAAGGAGCUGUUCCUGAAUUAUUGAGUGUGUGUCUUCAGCAAUAACAGAAUGCAGAGUGCAGUUUCAAAGGGUCUGGGUGGAAAGGAAUUGACAGCAUGGGCCAGUUGAAUUGCAGGUACAUUUUCCGUGCUGUAAGACUCUGUGACUGUAUUAUAGCGCGACAAUUACAGAAAAAGUGCAGUGCAGUUAGAUAAUAAGAGUUGAACAUAAAAGCAAGAUUAACAUUGCAUUGACUGCAAAGUUGUAAAAGGUGCCACGAAAGCAAAGGCUGUUACAUUAUUACGGACGACGCAUUCCAACGGAGUUCAGAGAGCGCGGACAGCGCCUGCGCGCUGCUCCGGCCUGUUUGUUUACACGGCAGGCGUGCCUCUGCGGUCACGUGAGCUGGCGGUGACGUCAGCGCGGUUGUCGGGGAGCUGCCGAUGCGGCCUCUCAGGUGAAAGGGAGUCUCACAGUAUUUGAUUUCAUCUACGAUGGAACUAGCAACCAAUUUUUUCCGAGUGGAGUUCCCAAAUUUCACGAGUACUUUACUGCAGAGGUUAAACCAGCAGCGUCAAGAUGGACAGCUAUGUGACAUCACUAUUCAAGUUCAGGGUCAUUUAUUCAGGGCCCAUAGGGCUGUAUUAGCUGCCAGUUCACCUUAUUUCUGUGAUCAGGUACUACUGAAGAAUAGCAAUCGGAUUCUUCUGCCAGACGUGAUGAACCCAAAGGCAUUUGAAAAUGUUUUGUUAUCUUGCUACACGGGGAAGCUUGUAUUGCCAGCCACUGACAUUGUCAGCUACUUAACAGUAGCGAGCUUCCUUCAAAUGUGGCACGUGGUGGAUAAGUGUACAGAACUUUUAAAGAUGUGCCCAACUGUUCCAUACCAGAAGGCAAAUCAUUUGAUUGACCAUCAGUCACCCAGUAGCAGUAAUUUUAAUGGCUUAGGGGAACAUUCAGAACUCAAUGCUCUGGGACAACAUGAACUCAAUAAGGGUACAACUGAAGAUUCAAAGGCUGAUGAAAAUGGUGAAGAGAGCCCCAAAGAGGGUAACGUGUCACCGCCUCAAUCCGUAGAUCACGACAACCUUCCCAGCAAUUCCUCGGGAGAGCAGGAUCACUUAAGUGCAGAAAUGAAUAGCCAGGAUGGCGAGGAAGGAGCAAGUGACAGUGCAGAGUAUGCUUUUGCCAGACCGCUGUAUAGUCAGCCUAGCAUAAUGCCUCACAAACGGUGGGUGUAUGUAAAACAGGAAAAGUUUGAGCAGGAUUAUGGUGAUGGAGUCUCCCUUCCUGCUGUUGAAGAUCACCAAGUCUCCGAGUCGGAGAAUCUUACUCAGGCAGAACCAGUAAUACAAUCUUCCAGCAUUGAUGACAGCUUUAAUAUCGUCACUGCCAAAAACCAAGAGAUGUUUGAGGAAGGACCUGAGAAUCGUUCUUACGAUGAGCAGGUCGAUUACUAUGGGUCAUCACUGGAUGAGUUUUCAGCUGACAGGGGAGAUACGAGCAUCAGUGCACACCGUCAGGAUCCGUUGAUGGCAGCAGAAAUGCAGGUGAAUCGACUGCCUGGUUAUGGGGUUGAAGGUGAACUAGGGCCACCAGUUAAUGAAAAGACCUCUCACUCUGGCUUCACUGCUGUUGUUUACAAACUUUACCCAUGUCAGUGUGGCAAAAACUUCACUCACAAGAGUCAGCGAGAUCGACACAUGAGCAUGCAUCUUGGCCUCCGGCCAUAUGGCUGUGGUGUUUGUGGUAAGAAAUUUAAAAUGAAGCACCAUCUUGUUGGCCAUAUGAAGAUCCAUACUGGCAUUAAACCGUACGAGUGCCACAUCUGUGGUAAGAAAUUCAUGUGGCGAGAUAGUUUUCAUCGGCAUGUGACAUCGUGCACAAAACUGUAUCAGGUCCCUGAUGUCCGCUGACAGGACUUAUGGGCCAAGAGGCUCAUUUAAAUUAUAUACGGUACUUGAUGUAGUUAAGAUGUUUUAAGUGCUUUUGACUCAUUCAGUGGUGGGCUCAGUCACAGUAGAAAACCAGAGGUUUCAUUGCUGACAGCCAGGGGAUUGUGAGAAAUCUGUAGGUGCCACAAUGACAUUUAUUUAACCAAAACCAUUCUCCUAUAGUUUUUACACUUUAAAUCUUGCACAAUUACAUGACUGCUAGACAACUGAAUUGACGAGCCUUGUGUACAUUUAAUGUGGAAAGAAGUGAAAGCAAAUCUAGGAAUAAAUGUAGAACUGUAUUUUGCUAAUGUGUUAUUAGCUCCAUUUGCACAUGUAUAUUUUACGUCGAGUCUAUACUGAGAGCGUUGUGUGUAGAAAUGCUGUCAGCUCGCAAAUGAACAUCUCGCCUCUGAGUAUGAAGCUUUUUGGGCUCGAGUCCCCCACAAGCGACUGGGGGAUAGGUCGCCACUUACAUGCAUCACUGAGGAAAUACAUUGGAGUGCCAUCUUUCCAAUGAGAGAUUAAACCGCAGCUGCAAAUGCCCUUAGGUACAUGUUAAAGAUCCCAUGGCAUUGUUUCAAAGGAAGAAUAGGGGAGGUAGCCUAAAGUCCUGGAUAAUUUUUAUUCUCAAUCAACAUCACUUGCAGAAAGUAAACAUUAUUUAAUCUUGCUCUGCAUAAACUAGCAGCUGCUUAUCCUACAUUACAACAGUGCUUAUACUUUAGAAAAAGUUCUAUUUUAGCUGUAAAGCACUUCCGAAUGUCCUGAGAUUAUUAAAUGGACUAUAUUAAUCCAAGUCUCAUUCUUUCCCUUUUCUGCCUUUCACAAAGGCAGUUUUAUGUAAUGGAGAGGAUUGUGAUAGGAAUUUAUAUAUUACAUGCACAAAACCAGAAGUUGGAGCAGUUUACAAUCAUCUUAAAUUCCAAGGCUGCAGAUGCCAUGUUAAUGGAAAUUCCUAUUAAAGUGUUGUAUUCUGGAGCCUGAUCCUCAGAAUUAUAUUUGGACUUUGAGGAUUAGUACUGCGCUCGGUGUUCGAAUGGUGCCCAACGUUGUUUGUGAACAAUGGACUGCCGAUCAUUUUGCAAAAGGCUUACAGAUUGAAAUACUCUUUAAGAUGUUUGAAGUCUUUCAACCAAACCUUUCAUUUGGCAUGUUGGCUGAUGAAUAACUUAAGAAAUCUUUCUGUAACUUUGAAUAUUUGGUAUGUUGUAGCUUUGCAAUGCAUUCUAAAAAAAAUUGUCUGCAUUGAUAGUGGCUUUAAAUAACUAGGUGUGAGACAGGCUGAAAAUAACAACUAUAGUAGACUGAUGCUCGUUUCCCAAAAUGGUAUUACUUGCAUACUCUGUGUAUGUGUAUAUUUGAAGUAUUGUGUCCUAGACACUAAAUGUUGAGCAUGCAUGACAGCUGAGGAGUAAAUUACCAGUCAGAUUUACUGACGGAACUCAGCACAUCAGGCAGCAUCUAUGAAAAGGAACAAACAGUCAACAUUUUGGGCUGAGACUCUUAUCAGGACCUGAUGAAAGCUCCAGCAUUUUAUGUUUGUUCCUCUGGGUGUUCAUCAGCAUCUGCAGAAUCUCUUGUGUUCAAGAUUUACUGACAAAAGUUUCUAUUUGGUAAGGUAUUAUUCACAGUAGAUGGAUAUCUAUGAAACCACAAUGAAAUUAUAGAAGAAUAUAAGGUGGAAAGAGAGAAGAGGAAAUUAAUAAUUAAUAAGCUCCAAAGAUGAAAAUGCAGCUUUUGAUAGAACAACUUAUUGGCUUCUUUAACAAUGGUGGAUGAUUUGAAAAUUAUGUACUGUUAAUUGCUUUCUUGAAAAUGUUCAGUCAUUUUCCGCUGAAAGCAAAUGACACUUUAAUUUCUGUUUUGCAUUUGUUAUUUUCAGAAAUAGGACUAAAAAAGCCUGAGAAUUAAAAUUUUUAAGCUACAAUUCUUUUUAAAAGUAUCUAUAAGCAGUUCAUGUUUUACAGAACUAAUGAUAUUUUAAUGUAAACAUAGUUCAACUCCAAAGUUAUUCGAUAAUUACAACUUAUAGGACCUGAAGACUACUAUAAAGCACUCAAAUCGAAAAAACUUGUUUGCAAAUCUUAUCUGUAAAAACAUGUUACUUGUGCAAUGGAUUUGAAUCUUUCAGUGUGAAGUCGCUGAGAUCAGCUUACCUAAAACUGACACCCCUGUCUGUAGGAAUUUGAAAUUAUUUGAUUAUGUGAUAGCAUUACUUGGCAGAUCAGAAGUACUUAAAAAUACUGUCGAAGAUGUAUCAGCCAGCCUCGUGUAUUGAUAAGAUAUGGAGAGGGAAGCACAGGGGUGUGGUUAGCAUGGAAAAUGAGGCCAUUUAAAUGCUCAUUAAAGGUCUCUAAUGCAUCAUUAGCUCUCUGACCUUGGGUAAAUGGUGUUUUCGUAUAGAGGAAAGCAGCUUCCAAUUGAACACUGCCUAUGCCAAAUUAAAGAGCUGAUUUUGAUUUUUAAAGUAUAAUCCUUGGUAAGUUUACUUCAACGUCCUAAGCAUUUUAAUAUAAUUAAAAGGUACAUAGACUGUUGUGGAAUACAGUAGGUGCUCAUCAUAUUCAGCAUUGAUUCUCCAUAUCCGUUGAGCCAAUAGGAUAAUUCCUCUGAAAGGCUUUUUGAAUUCCAAUGCCUGUAUAGUAAAUUUAAAAUCUGGGCUUUUGGUGGACAGACAUGCAAUAGAAAGUACUAUCUGGUGCUACAGGGAAAUAGCAAAAGAAUGGGACUGACUGGAGUGCUCUAGAAAGAGACAUCACAGCCUCAGUACAGUACCUGGCCUCAGGUGCUCUUAUGAAUAUGCCUCAAAUGAAUGUCUACUCUGUAGAGCUCAGUUUAAAGGCUUCAACCUUUUCAGUACCCUGAUUUCUGUUACUGUAAUUAAAUGUAUUAGCACCAGGUAAGGGAUUACUGAACAACUUAAAACUGUCAACCUUAUUUCCAAUACCAUCAGCAUUAUUGAAAAUGAGAGCACAUUAUUAAAUUUGAAGUGUGCUCUUUUUGGUGGGAGCUAGAGGAAGGGAAUGGUGAUAAGUUUAUGCCUUGAAAAUGGAAGAGGAACUGGAAUGUUGUUUGAUCAUUGCCCGUCUUUUCCUGACUAACUCUAGAAUAAAGCAGUGUAUACCAUAGUUAGCUGCAAUCCUGCCACCUUUACUUACUUAAUAACCAUCACUGCUGUGGUCCAUUGUAAGAAUCAAACAGACCUGUGUGAUGCAAGAAAAAAACCAGAGGAAAAAAAUCCCAAAAAAUCAUUGCACUAUUUUAAGACAAACAACCAGAAAGCAAAUUACAGAGCAAAGCUUUGCUGUUGUAAAAUACAGUUAAUUUAUAUAUCUUAAUUCAUCUGUGAAUAGUAAAUUAUUCUCACAGUGUUUGAAAAGAUAUGCAGUCCUUAAAAUUAUGUGGUUAAACGAUGUUUAAAAUAGUUUGGCUGAAUCCCUUCACCUAUAUUAAGCAUUUUCAGUUGACCAAUGAAAAUCUAUUUUACUAAAUAUUUGUUCACUAUCAAUUUCCAGGAGACUUUCUUUACUUGGAUUUGGUGGAAUAUAUGGAGAUGACAUUCUGUGCAUUUUAUAUUUUACUUGGGAGUGCAGUGUAUUUCCAAUUUAGAAUAAGCUCUCUCCAGAGCCCCAACAGAUUUAGAGUAAUUCUAGUUACAGAGCACAGAAAGAGAACCUUCAUCACUCCAUGUCUAUGUUGGUUAAGAAGUACCCAUUUAUGCUGUUCCCACUUAUCAGCACUUCAAUCCAUAUCCUUCUCUGUCUGGUGGCUCAAGGGGCAACUGGGCCAUAAGAUUAAAAUGGCUACAUCAUCUGUAAUGACGCAGAUAACCUCCUUGAACUAGUGAAACUUCAUUGUUUCUGUUUGCAUGUAUUAUGUGCAACUGGACUGUCUGUUUUGAAAUUAACACCUUGCCCUUUGUUAAGGUACACAGCAAGUGCCUGUACCAAGCUAAUUUUAUCAGACAUAAGGGAAAGGCCCCAUCAGAUUUAUACCUUCCACUAGACUUUGAAGGUUUUGGAUUGGAGUGAGUUCCCCCUAUGUUUUCCCCUGUUUAUGAAAUGUUUCCAUUUCUGUCACUGGUCACAGAAUAUUACAGUUAUUAACAAACAUUACAUUUAUGCCAAAUAAAUAUUAAUAGAGCAAUAUUUGGGUAUAAAAUGAACUAGUAGUGGAAGAAGCUGUUUUGGAAGUUCCAUAAGUGUCAUGUAAGUGUAAUUAAAAUUAAACUUUAAAACCAGUCAUUUAAAUCCAUAGCUGGUCCCAUUAUCCAUUAUCUAUUUUCAUCUUUAUUUGAAAUAAUUAAUACAAUGUUUUAGAAGCAGUAAGUGUGCACUGAUUACUUUGUAAUUCAAUUACAACAUUUAUCAGAUUUUCAAAUCCAAUAGAUAAUAUAUCAUAGAAUAAUAUAAAUUCAUAUUAGACUUUAUAUAUGUAUAUAUGUUAUUUAAAUCAGUGCAUUGUCUUUAGGGUCAAAGCUAACUGGACACUGACAGAUGAAUUUAUUUAUACUGGAAAGAUGUGUACGAUAAGCUUUGAGGAAUUUACAGUGGUCAUUGCAAUAAUUAACAUACUCAUCUUGAUUAGAUAUCUGUGUAAUAUUUCUGUGAGAGAAAUGUUACCACUCUGUGAUCAGUGUAACUCAAUACAGAGUGUUUCCAACAGAUAUGAUGUUUAAGGCUACUUUAUGCAAUGGUGCAUUUAAAAUUAUACUGCUACCAAAUAUCAGAUAUAAAAGGUUAAAGUGCUAGGUUUUGCAAAAUGGCUUUUGCUGCAGGAUUUUCCUUAGGCCAAAUUCACAGACUUUCUCUCUUGCACAGAAACUAGUUUAUUAGGUUUCCCCUUGUGUUAAAAUAUCAAUAUUUCCGUGUCAUCACAGUAAGUUUAAAUGUUGUUCAUUUCAGAUAUCCACAGACAGUGCCAUGUGCUGUACAUUGGUUUUGUAUAGGGAUCUCUGAUUAAGAAGUAAGCUCAGAACAUGCUGUGUUAUCCGUUUGUUGCCUGAAUGCUAUAUCAUGUGUGAAGCUGCAUCACAAACAGUAAAAAAUGAAUUUAAGAUGGCAAAUUAGGCAUUUGGUUCACUUUUGCACCUUUUUAAUCUAGUGAAUUAUUCAGCUGUUACAAAAUAUAAAUGCAUAUAGACUCAGUUUAAAUGGAUUAAUAAUACUCUGACAUUUGAGGUCAAGUAGAAGGAUUGUUGUAUACAGUAGGAACAAUCAAGUGAGAAGCUUAUUUUUUGCUUUCUGUGAUGUCAAAUUAGUAAUGUAUCUUUUCUCCCUUGUUCAUUUUCUAAAGCCUGUAAAUCAAUAAUAAUGCUACUGAGAUUUUUAAGUAUAUAAAAAGGUCAAGGUAGUACUUUAACCCUCUUCCAGCUUUAAACUAAAUGAGGUACAGAACAUUUUCAGCUAAUAAACUUUAGGAAACAAAACUUCCAGGCAUGUGUAACAGUUUCCAGUUAUAUAAUUUUAAGCUAAUUGUGAAAAUGUAUAUAAGAUGUAUUUAGGAAGUUUUGACACAGGGAUGUCUUAUCAUUUGAUUUUUUUUUGUAGCAAGUGGAACAGAGAUUGCGUUUUUCUCAAAUGUUGCAGUUCUCUACUUCCAGUGUGUAUCAGAAAACUUUUAAAGAGACAUAUCAAAUUGAUACUAUGUUCUUAUUUCAAAAAUCGAGUGGGUCCACCUGAUUUUCGAUGUUACUUUAACCUACGUGGUUUAGGUCGUUGAUUUUAAAUAAUUAUCAUCUUUCUGAACAAUUGUUGUCAAAGUUGUUUACUAACUGUUAAAACAAGUGUUUCAUGUUUUGUCCAAUGUUAUUUAAAAAGUGCUUUCAAACUGAAUUUACACUGAAACUAACCAGUUAUGUCAGAAUUUGUGAUUUUUUUUUGUUGUUUAAACUAUGUUUCCCAUUCUAUUGAACAUACAGUGUCUGGCUUGCUACUUGCAGUUGCCAAUGCUGUGAAGAUUAAUUUCUUCUCAUAGAAGAAAAUUGUGACUGUAUGAGUACCAUAUUGUAAAAUAAAUGUCAGCUGGCUCAAAUCAUUUGUUUGCUUCUGUGGUCUGUUUUGCCCAAAUCAUUAUGUCUUGUCAUAGAGUCUUACAGCAUGGCA